AGCCCGUCCGGCCGCAGCCCAAGCCAGCCGUGAGUUCCAGGCUGUCUCAUGGAGACUGCUGUGGGCUCCCAGGCGGGGCUCUCUCCAGCAGCGGGUGCCAAGAUGAAGCAUUUCCUGGCCUUGCUGGAGGAGCACAGGGCUUCUCCGGCCCCCCCACCAGAGCUGGUGCAUUUGGCUGGAAGGCUGUGCCAAGAGCUCCGGAGCAGCCCUCUUCUGAUGCUGGAACCCCUGGUGGAAGCGGUGCUGGGAAGCCCCCACUGGCAGUAUUUUCUGUCCAGCAUGGAUGUGGUCCGAGUGUGCGUCCUCAUCCUUGCCGGUCGGGGCCAGCACCAGUCAGCCUGUCGGCUUCUAGAGCACUGCAGGGAGGCUGGUGAGAGGGAGCAGCUGGUCCAGCUUUGGAAUGAGAUUCACUAUCGCAAGGUCAUGGACAAAUACCAUGUGGACUCCCUGACGCCCGUGCAGAAGUUUCGCUGCAGGAAAAGGAACCCUCCUCCUCCUUCCCUCUGCCCUGAGGGCCCGAAGAGCCGCAACUUCUCCAAAGAUGUACGCCAGAAGCUCGUGGGCUUUGCUGCAGGGGUGACCACGAACCCUAACAGGGAGCAGCGGGGGAGACUAGCCUUCGAGACGGGCCUGCAGGCCCACCAGAUCUAUAACUGGUUUGCCAAUUACCGCCGGCGACAGAGGUCGUCCCUCCAGAGACAAGCAAAGUUCCUGGCCUUUCCUCAAGGUGAGGGAUCUGCACCAGAAGCCCAGCCCUGGCUGGACGACGGACCUUGCAGCCACCAGCCCCAAGCUGGAUUCCAGGGAGAUGUUCACCUGGGGCCCCCUCAGGCCCCCCUGGGUCCUUGUGAGCUGGCAUGGGAGCCACCCAUGCUGGGCCUGAGGUGCCCUCAAGAGGAGGGGCUGGCCAAGCUGCUGGAUGCCAGGUUUGUGAGAAGCAGCGAGAUGCCGGUUGAGAAGCUGACAGCAGGACCCAGCUUCCCUGGAGAAGGCCGCAGCACCGCUAUCUGCCCUCCUGCCUCUGCCAGCAGGCCAGGGCCCGUCCUUCCUGCCCUGGUCCCCUGGCCCGAGAGCUUCCUCUUGGGCCCCUGUGAGUCGCUGCCAGACCAGGUCCAGGAGACAAUCUAUGGCCAAGAGCUGGCGCUCCUGCAGCCUGUCCCAGGAGUGUCCCAGGAGCCAGCCACCAUGGGGUCCCUCUCUGCCUUCUGGGACCCCAGACUCUCAGGUUACCGGGCUCCACCGGACAGGAGCCCUCUCAGGGCAGGCACUGGGCCCCGUUCUGAAGUGGCCAGAGGACAACCAGGCUUGGAGGUGGGCAGCUUCAUGUGCAGAGAAGAGCAGCUGGAACCCCUAGAGUAUGUCUUUCCACAAAGUUCCUCAGAGAUGGUGCUGGAGAAACCCUCGAGUCCCCACCAGGCUUCUGCCCUGGGCCAGCUCCAGCCUUUGGAGUAUGGCCAGAACCACCUGGCCCCUGCAGAAAACCCUGGAGCUGCCCUGGGUGGCCUGGAUGCGAUGGAGGAGGAGAAGGAGGUGGUGAGCACUCCUGUUCCAGGGGACUCAGAGCAGACCUCCAGCGACACUUUCUGGGCCGCCCUGCUGUUGUUUGAGUUCGCAGGGGGCAGCCGGGUCUGAGGUGCUCCUGGCGGAUGGCGCGGGGGUCUCGGGCAGACAGCCACUUGGAUUCCCCGGAUUCCCUCAGCACUUGGCGUGGUUUUCCUCCACGUUGGAGAGGAAUGCUAAGCCCACCCUUGCAGGCACCCACUCCUGGGGGUUCUGCGGGGCCAGUUUUCUGUUCUCAUUGUGAGUAUAGGGGGGAGCUGUGGCCUUUUUGCUCCCCCCGGGUUGGUUCUUAAGGCCUGUUUACGGGGGGACAGAGUUCGGCCUUGCCGAUUUGUUGGUCGGUUGUAGCGAUGAAGCUGUGUCCAGGCAGACUCUCCGAGGUGGGUGUGUUCCUCCACUUCGGACGAAGCCAGCACCAGGUCCCACAGGUGUCCCCAGACCCCAGUGGCUCAGGCCUCUCACCUCUCACCGGGCUCUGCACUAGAUGAGUUUGGUGACCACCUGUCCUGGCUAAUUUUUCCCUCCUUGCCUAAGGUUAGCUGGAGGGCUCUGUUCUCAGCCCCCAGGGCUCGGGGACCUCUCUGUUUCAGUCUGCCCUCCAAACUCCUGGGGGCUGACAGGAGUGGAAGCUGAUGCCUUUCAGACACCAGCAUCAGCCAUCCCCAAGGUUGGCCAUUGCCAUCCACAUCAGGGAAAGCCACGACCCACGCCAUGGGUCCCAUUUGGGGCAUCGAGCCCAGGAGUGGAUGGACCCCCUUUUGGCACAGUCCAGGUUUAGGGAGCAAGGAAGGAGGGAAGUAUGUUGGCUUCCAGUUCUGAUGAAGUAAGUUUGCCAAAUAAAGGUCAUUGAAAGC
This is a messenger RNA of Phascolarctos cinereus (koala), 2414 nucleotides long. RefSeq names its product anomalous homeobox (gene ANHX). The record is from RefSeq and is a predicted model, not a curated record. Gene Ontology annotation, biological process: skeletal muscle fiber development; regulation of skeletal muscle cell proliferation; regulation of transcription by RNA polymerase II. Gene Ontology annotation, cellular component: nucleus; transcription regulator complex. Gene Ontology annotation, molecular function: DNA-binding transcription factor activity, RNA polymerase II-specific; RNA polymerase II cis-regulatory region sequence-specific DNA binding. NCBI's taxonomy places the organism in Eukaryota, Metazoa, Chordata, Mammalia, Diprotodontia, Phascolarctidae.